AUGUCUAUCGAGAAUACGUCGGGGGAACGGCAUUCGGCCAAGAGGCGGAAGCUCAGCCAUGAUUCGCAAGCGGAUGGUGUCGACCCUUCCGAAGCCUCUUCCAGUCUCGGUGGCGGUGACAAUGUUCCAGACAACCUCCAAAAAAAUCGUCUAGCUUCGAGGGGACCUCUCCAGCAUAGAGAUUCGAAAUCCAGUCGGACAUCUGCGCUGAAGUCUACUGUGCUACCAACUGGAGGAAUUAACAAAUCAGCCAUUCUCGGGCUCCAAGUUGCUGACCUGAAUGCCCAGCUGACACCAAAUUAUGACAAACUUCGACCCAGAUGGAUCGCUAUCUCGAACGAGCUUGUAUCACUCAUCAGAGACAUUCCGGAAAUUUCGCCCGUCAAUGCAACGGAUGCCGUAAAGUUGCUUCUCAAGCAAGGAAUCAAGGUGCCAUUUCCGGAACCACGACCAUCGAAAGACACAAACUACAAGUUCGGUUUUGUAGCUCCGAAGCAAGUUUUGGUUGGUGGUGCUCUACCAUGGGGAUUGAGUCUCAAGGAUGAGAACGCCAUAGAGGUUACAGCUAUUAUGCCUGAUGGUGUCUUACAGGAGAAGGACUAUCUCAACAACAGGGCGUGCUACAAGGCUGCAUUCUAUCUCGCUUGCAUUGCUUCAGCAAUCAAGAACAGUGAGCAAGGUGAUUUCAGUAUCUCCUUUACACACAAGCACAAUGUCGAUCUUUUGCCGGUCAUCGACCUCGUGGCCAAGGACGCAAAUCUAUCAAAGUUCAAGUUCCAGGUUGCUGUGGGAUUCCCAAACCAGUCGAUACCUCUAGCAAAGACGUCACCUGCAAAGAAUUGUCUUAGGCAAGAAACGUUGGCCAGUAAAGAAGAAAGUGACCAGUCAACUCCAUUCUACAACAGUGCUAUCCGGUACGCAGCAUCCUUUCUAGCCUUUGACCACCUAGUCCGCUCAGCACGGAGCCCAUCCUUCGAUGAAGCAUGUCGGAUCGGCCAACUCUGGUUACGACAGCGAGGCUUCUCCAGUUCCGUUCGCUUUGGGGGAUUCGGCUUCUUGGAGUGGACCUUAGCAUGCGCACUGUUGACGCGCGGAGGAGGUCACCGUGGCCACCCAUUGUUCUCAAAACAGUACAGCAGCGUCCAAUUUUUCAAGGCCAUGCUUCAGAUCCUUGGCGGGCGCGAUCUGCAGGAACCGAUGCUUCUCAAUAGUGCUAAGUUCGAUCUCCCACGCUCGGAGCUGCCAGUUCUUUACGAUGGAGAGACGGGUGUCAAUAUCCUCUACAAGAUGUCUCCUUGGUCAUAUCAAUCCCUGCGUCACCACGCUCAAGUGUCGUUGGCUGCAGUCAAUUCUCGCAAUCAGAAUGGUUUUGAUGCAACUUUUGUUCUGAAUGUCGCGGUACCUUUACUGCAGUACGACGAAAUACACUCUGUUAAAAUAUCUGCUGGCUUGUUGUCGACACCUGCAGAUGAACGACAAUUUCUGCAGAAAAUGCACAGGGUCUUAAUGAAAGGAUUAGGCGACAGAAUAACUUUGAUCGACUUCCAAAUGCCUAAAGAGUCAGGUUGGCCGGUCAACAAGGACCCAUCUCACCGCAAGGAAGAUUACGAGUUGCACAUUGCAUUGGUCACCAAUCCAGAGACUGUUGGCCGCCUUGUUGAUCGUGGUCCAUCCGCAGAUGAAAAGGAAGAAGCUACCGAAUUUCGGGAGUUCUGGGGCGAAAAGGCAGAGCUGCGCCGCUUCAAAGACGGCAGUAUAUCUGAAAGUCUAGUGUGGGCAGCAGGCCGCCCGGUUACGUUCCAGAUCAUUACUCAUAUUGCAGCCCUGCAUUUCAAACUGCCACCGGGCUCAGUCGAAACAAGAGCACGGGAUCUAGAGUCCACUGUUCUGGGAGAGGGCAACAGCGCAUCAGGGUUUACGCCCAAAGACGCUUUCCGCGUUAUCAAUUCAACCUUUCAGACCUUGACGUCGAGUUUGCACAAUCUCGAAGGUCUUCCGCUACCAAUCCGCUCAGUUUCUCCCGCGGAUCCAGUCUUACGUUCAAGCUCGACGCUUCAUCCAUUGCUCCCAUCAACUGCAUCUCCCAUCGAUAUCACUAUCCAGUUUGACUCCUCCACAAGAUGGCCAGACUCCCUCCCGGCCAUCCAACACACUAAAAUCGCAUUCCUCCUCAAGCUUUCUGAGCUGCUCAACUCAAAUGAUCCAAAUCUCACUACACGUGUCGGGAUUGAGAAUACAGAGUCCGCUAGAACGGGCCAUCUCAAUACCUCGUUCCUUGACAUUAUCUAUCCUUCCCCAGCCCCCGGCAUCAGUCCAACCUGCUUCCGUGCCCGCAUUUACCAUGAUCGGGAGGCUCAUCUCAUCCAGACCGCUUUGGCGGAUAAAUCUCUGCAUGGCACCUCGAGAGACUCCUUUUCGAUCGCGCUAGCUACAUACAAACGAGACUUCCAGGCAAAACCGAUCCACACAACCACGAUCCGCAACCUGAUCACCCGGUUUCCACCGUUGUCGAGUACAAUCCGUCUUUUGAAGAAAUGGGUGUCAUCCCAUCUCCUCCUUCACGAACAUAUUCCCGAGGAAAUUCUCGAACUCGUGGCCGCCCAUAUCUUCCUCCAGCCUGCACCGUGGAGUGCGCCCGGGUCUGUCACAACCGCAUUUCUGCGCUGUCUACAUUUCCUCGCAGGAUGGGAUUGGGCUUAUUCGCCGUUAAUCAUCGAUCUGAGUGUCUCGCAAGACUCCUUGACCGCGGCGCAAGCCGUGGAGAUCCAAAACCGCUUCGAGGCGUGGAGGAAACUAGAUCCACAGAUGAAUAACGUGGUUUGGUUUGUGGGCACAAAUAUCGACACGAGUGGGACGGUGUGGACGGUCGAUGGGCACCCUCCGCGCGUCGUUGUGGGUCGGUUGAGCGCGUUGGCGCGUGCGGCGCUUGAUCUGGUCGAGAGCAACGGUACAGGCAUGACAGAAGACCACUGGAGAGGGCUAUUUGAGAGUCCGCUGCGCGAUUUUGAUUUUCUGAUCCACUUGAAACCUUCUGUCGCUCGUGGAAUCAAGGCCACCAAAGUGAAAGCUAUGGCCAAAGUGAACUCUGACGAAACGAACGGGGAUGGAGAGUUUAAGAACCUCCAAAUAGCCGAGAGCAUGGACGUGGACUCGAUCGGAUACAACCCGGUCGAGCUCUAUCUGCGCGAUCUUAACCAUGCAUUCGGGUCGGCGGCGUUGUUCUUCUACGAUCAGUACGGUGGACAGGUGAUUGCGGGAUUGUGGAAGCCCAACGUCCUGGGACGGAAGGAGUGGAGGGUGAGAUUGGGGUGGUCGAGUGUGCCCGUCAAUUCUGACGGCGAUGCAGAAGAAGGGAAGGACAUGUGUGUGUUCAACAGGGAUGGAGUGCUGGCGGAGAUGGCAAGGUUGGGAGAGGGCAUCGUCAGGAAGAUCAAGGUCAAGGAGUGA
Messenger RNA from Cladophialophora psammophila CBS 110553, 3447 nucleotides. RefSeq lists its product as uncharacterized. The transcript has a single exon. Gene Ontology annotation, biological process: rRNA processing; tRNA export from nucleus. Gene Ontology annotation, cellular component: UTP-C complex; small-subunit processome; CURI complex. The coding region runs from base 1 to 3447 and encodes 1148 amino acids. The record is from RefSeq and is a predicted model, not a curated record. Lineage: Eukaryota; Fungi; Ascomycota; Eurotiomycetes; Chaetothyriales; Herpotrichiellaceae.